AUGAUUCUCAACUCAGUCUUCGGCGUUCUCCUCACCUCCGGCUUUGCCGCAGCGCACAUGCAACUUAGCUGGCCGUAUCCUCUUCGCAGUCCACUUGAUCCCAAUGCUGAUCCUUCGAUGAUCGACUAUUCCAUGACUAACCCUCUGAACCAGGAUGGAUCAAACUUUCCAUGCAAGGGGUACCAUAAGAACACACCGUGGCGUACAACUGCCGAAUGGGCUGCCGGUCAAACUUACAACAUCACGUUGGCUGGCUCCGCAACCCACGGCGGUGGCUCAUGCCAGCUGUCCCUGAGCUACGACAACGGCAGCACAUUCAAGGUCAUCCAGUCCAUGAUGGGCGGGUGCCCGCUUACAUCGGAAUACAACUUUAAGUUACCCAGCGAUGUGGCCAGUGGCAAGGCCCUCUUUGCUUGGACAUGGUUCAACUUGAUCGGCAACCGCGAAAUGUACAUGAAUUGCGCCGAUAUCGAGAUCACCGGAGGUAGCGGAAGUAGCGCCUCAUUCGAUGCAGCAUACCCGGAGAUUUUCGUUGCGAAUGUCAACAAUGGCUGCCAGACGGUUGAGGGAAAGCAGACUGUGUUUGCUGAACCAGGACAGCAGGUUAUCUAUGGCGCUGGUGUAACUGAGGGAGAUCCUCCCUUCCCCAAGUGCUAG
Messenger RNA from Aspergillus tanneri, 657 nucleotides. Its product is annotated as lignocellulolytic auxiliary activity family 11 protein. The record is from RefSeq and is a predicted model, not a curated record. NCBI's taxonomy places the organism in Eukaryota, Fungi, Ascomycota, Eurotiomycetes, Eurotiales, Aspergillaceae. The transcript is spliced from 2 exons. Bases 1 to 657 code for a protein of 218 amino acids.